Molecule: messenger RNA, 1857 nt
Organism: Dictyostelium discoideum AX4
Lineage: Eukaryota; Evosea; Eumycetozoa; Dictyosteliales; Dictyosteliaceae
Product: ribosomal protein L1 family protein
Exons: 3
Coding region: 1-1857 (618 amino acids)
Source: RefSeq, a predicted model, not a curated record
AUGCCAGCAAUUAAAUCAAAUAAAUCAACAGCUUCUGCUUUAGAAACUACAUCAAAAACCACUACUAAAGUUGUUUCAACUGGUUUACCAUUAGUAAAUAAAGAAAAAGCAAUUGAAGCAAUCAAUGCUCUCAAUAAAUAUUUCGAACAAAAACAAUUAACAGAACCAUUAAAUAUUUUAGAAGAAAAUAAAAAAAUCUAUAUAACUUUUGAAACUGAUAAAUACUAUCAUAAUAGUUUAUUUAAACCACAUCAUAUAGUUGCACCACAUAAAAUUGGUGAAUUAUCAGAAAAAAGAACAUUAGUUAUUAUUGAAGGUGGUAAAGUAGAUGCAAUUAAUUUAAAGACUAAAUUAGUAGAUUUAGGAUAUACUGGUGCAGUUGAUGUUCUUUCAAUGAAAGAAUUCAAAAAUGAAUAUGUCACAAAAGAACAAAUUAUUAAAGUUAGAAAAACAUAUGAUGAAUUUGUUGUAGAUAAUUUUUAUAAACAAAAAAUUCAACAUAAAUUUGGUAAAGAAUUUCAAAAUUCACCACAAUCACCAAAACUUUCAAUAAUUGAUCAAAAGAAUCCAGUUGAAUUAAUUGAAACAUUAAAUAAACUUGAUAGAAUGGUAUUGGUUAGAAGAUUUACUGAAUUAUUUUUCACACUUCCAGUUGGUACAUCAGAUUUACCAGUUGAGCAACUCAUUGAAAAUGUUGCAUUCAUUGUAGGUGAAGUUUCUAAUAAAUUACCUGAAAAAAUUAAUUCAAUUCAAUCACUUUCAAUUGCUGGUUCAGAUAUUAGUUUACCAUUUUAUGUAAAUGUUAAAGUACCAUCAAAUCUUUUAUUCAAUUCUAAAGAAAAUAAAGUUGAAUUAAAUCCAUUAGCAAUACAACAAGAAAAUAAUAAUAAUAAUAAUAAUACAUCAGAAGAAUCAACAACAAAUACUACUACUAAUACCAAAUCAAAUAAAAAGAGAACAGAACCAGAAUCAGAAGAAAAAGAACAAGAACAACCAAUUAAAGAAAAACCAAAUAAAAAAUCAAAAACAACACCAGUUAAAGAAGUUAAAUCAACACCAGCUGCUGUUGUUGCUAAACCAACUACACCAGUUAAAGAAGUUAAAGAAACACCAAUUAAAUCAAAAACACCAGUUAAAGAAUCAACCCCAGCUGUCGUUGCUGCUGCUGUUGCCGCUAAACCAACUACACCAGCUAAACAAGUAAAGGAAACACCAAUUAAAUCAAAGACUCCAGUUAAAGAAUCAACACCACAAGAAACCACCACUCCAUCUAAACCAACUAAAACUCCAACCAAAGCAACAACCACCACCGCCGCCCCAAAAGAAGUAGAAUCAACUCCAGUUAAAGAAGUCAAACAAACUCCAGCCAAACAAGUUAAAGAAACUCCAGUUAAACAAGUUAAAGAGACACCAGUUAAACAAGUUAAAGAAACUCCAGUUAAACAAGUUAAAGAAACUCCAGUCAAAGAAGUCAAAGAAACCCCAGUUAAACAAGUUAAAGAAACUCCAGUCAAACAGGUUAAAGAAACAGUAAAAGAAGUUGCCGCUCCAGUUAAAGAAGUUAAAGAAACCCCAGUAAAAGAAGUUGCUGCUCCAGUUGCUAAGAAAGUUACUAAAAAAGCAGCCGCUGCUCCAGUUGAAGUUGCUCCAGUUGAAGCUGCACCAGUUAAAAAAGUUGUUAAAAAGGCUACUGUUGCUGCUGCUCCAGUUGAAGCUGCUCCAGUUAAAAAAGUUGUUAAAAAAGCUGCUGCUGCUCCAGUUGAAGAAGCUGCCCCAGUUAAAAAAGUUGUUAAAAAGACUGCCACCACCGCCACUGCUACUGCUUCAAAAUUAAAAAAACCAAUUGAAAAGAAAUAA